Molecule: messenger RNA, 1112 nt
Organism: Kockovaella imperatae
Lineage: Eukaryota; Fungi; Basidiomycota; Tremellomycetes; Tremellales; Cuniculitremaceae
Exons: 3
Source: RefSeq, a predicted model, not a curated record
UGGAAUGCUUCUUCAGCUUGAUACAAAUCAUGCUGAGGACAGUGAUACCCCAUGCUGGGCCAUCAAGGUUGAGGUUCCAGGUCGAUGUCAGAUGUCUGAUCUCGCAGACCAGCGUCAGACUCUAUGCGACCGAGGGUCGACCUGCUAGACCUCCUCCUCCUCCUCCUCCAGCAAAAGCCAGGAUUCGACAGGACCGGCCCCUGCCUCUUCCGAUCCCUUCAACGCCUCAUACACGGGUAGCCAUUCCUCAUGAUCCUAAAUGGCCAUGGGUUGUCAUUCCCUCCAGAACACCUGGCGUCGUCGAGAUGGAACGUAUCGUCUUCUCAAGACCUUAUGUCGAUCGGAAUGAGAAUCUGCCAAUCUACACUUUGAUCUUUCUCACCGUAGUGGUCGGUUGGACUGUAGCCAACCUCGUGGAUCCUGUGGAGAUACCUCCUGAAUCAAAAGAACGGCUCCGCGGGAAGUUCGGAAGUACCUUUGACGAAGGCAUGCCGUGGUGGUUCUAUCCCUCAAUCUGCCUUGUUGUUUCGGCGAUACCAGUCGCCGCGAUUUAUCUUCAAGGCCGUCUCGUAACGCGAUUAUCACAGGUUCGCUACACAGAAGGCAACAAGGACCGUAUAGUCUUGCGCUUGACUACACCGAAUCACCAGAUGCGAAUCCCCAUCUGGAAAGUCAAGCCAUAUCCCAGACCUAGGGACAUUGAUCCGAAAAAAUGCUCCAUCCGAUGGUCUUACAAGGGUGCGAAUGUGGUGGAGCUGGGACUCAAAACGAAAGACACUCUUCUCACCCAAAACUAUACCCUACUUUUCACAUCAGAGGAGAAAGUCCUGGAACGUGCAGGAAAUCAAGAUGUAGUCAUCUCCGUGAAGAGGAUUGAGCAAGUCUUUGGAGAACCAGAGACAGGGCAGUAUUAUACUACACCCACUCUCUCCCAGCGUUUAUUAGAGUGGUGGGCGCCUUACGAGGAGAAGAGCGAGAAGCCGUCUGAGCCCGCGGAGACGCCUCAGGAAGUAUCCUCUCAGCCGCCACGUGAUGGAAUGAGAGAUGCCGCUAGAGCUCUGUGGAGUCGAAUCACGAAACGAUAGGUAUUUUGCGAUGCAUGAGCUACGCGA